AUGUUUCGACGAACCUUGAUUGCCGCACCCCGCGCGGCGGGAAGAGUAUUAUCCGCGACAGCUCGACCUGCCUCAAGGCCUAUCACAUCCCCUAUCACAAACGGAAUCGCGAUUUCGGGUCGACGACAAUAUCAUGAGAAGGUGCUAGACCACUACUCGCGCCCCAGGAAUAUUGGCAGCAUGCCGAAGACCGAUACGGAUGUUGGCACGGGACUUGUUGGUGCGCCAGCAUGUGGCGAUGUCAUGAAGCUCCAGAUCCGCGUGGAUCCCACAAACAAUACAAUUUCCGAUGUCAAAUUCAAGACGUUUGGCUGUGGUUCAGCCAUUGCCUCGUCUUCAUAUCUCACCGAGUUGGUCCAAGGCAUGACUUUGGACGAAGCUGGUCGAAUUCGGAAUACAGAAAUCGCGAAGGAAUUAUGUCUACCACCUGUUAAGCUGCAUUGCUCUAUGCUUGCUGAAGAUGCUAUCAAAUCUGCUAUCUCAAAUUACUACACGAAAAACCCAAAUGCUCGCUCUACCGAUCUCGGCGGAACUGGUGCGAACGUACCAAAGAUUGACGUAGGAACUAUCAUGGAACCUUCGUCGUCUCAGACGGCAACCGCAUGA
Messenger RNA from Venustampulla echinocandica, 606 nucleotides. RefSeq names its product Iron-sulfur cluster assembly protein. Gene Ontology annotation, cellular component: mitochondrial matrix; cytoplasm. Gene Ontology annotation, molecular function: ferrous iron binding; 2 iron, 2 sulfur cluster binding. The transcript has 2 exons. NCBI's taxonomy places the organism in Eukaryota, Fungi, Ascomycota, Leotiomycetes, Helotiales, Pleuroascaceae. Bases 1 to 606 code for a protein of 201 amino acids. Gene Ontology annotation, biological process: iron-sulfur cluster assembly; intracellular iron ion homeostasis. The record is from RefSeq and is a predicted model, not a curated record.